UUCAUAAUUCUUCGAUCUUCAUGUAGCCUACAGUAAACUGUCCAGUAGAUGACGCCAUCCUCAAGCAUAGUGUAGGUCCAGCUCAGGCUAUACAGACCUCCAUUGUUCUCACUGUUUUUCUCACCCACGUUAUUGAUAAUCUUAGUCCAGGUAAGAGAUUAGUAGAUGGAAACAUUUUUGAAUACAUGGAUCCAAGAGCUUUGUCAAUGUAGUCCCUAAUUAGGUACUGUAUUGGUCUAAUACAGUGUACAGGGCCUAAAGGGUUUUCGUGGGCUCAUUCCUUAUGGUAUGAUCAAUUCGCACACACGAACAGGCUUUAUGAUUAUCAUAAUGAUAUUCAAUUGACUGUUCUGAUGUAGCCUGUUUACUUUUGCCGUAUGACCUCGUCCCUACUGCUCUGAAGAAAGUAUCCAUGCGCAAAUGCUGCGAAGCAGGGAAGUUCACAUGAGUAAAUCUGUAACCAAAUGUUGUACACAAAUGGUCGCAACGCAAGUGCCGAGUUUAUGUAGCCGCUGGAUGGCUAGCUAGCCUGCCAUUGAAGAGGAGAGAAGACAGCACUGCAGACAAGGUGCCACGGUGGAGGAGUUACUAGCAAUAUAAUGACAUUAUUAUCAAAGCUAGGUAGCUAAUUAUGCCUCCGGCAUUUUGAUUAGCACAGCUAGCACACAUUCUUUGUGUCCGUGUGGAUAACACAUUUUAAGCCAGGACCAGUCUAGCAAUAUGAACAUAGCAUGCAGCCUACCUCUUGCAACAAAUUAUUGAACCAGCUAAGCUCUAGAUAACUAGCUUGGUAACUACACGGCACUGGCUGUCAAGUGGUUGAUGGUGGAAUUAGCUAGCUAACGUUACCUAACGCGUUAGCUAGCUAGCCUAUUGCAAGCCUAGCAUUGCCCCCCGCCCGCAGCUGUCACCCGGAAGGCCGCUGGUCAGGGGUGGGCCCGGGGAUUGAACAACUUUCCUUGUCUAAAACGUCUGGAUGGACCGAGUAAAUAUAGCUAGUUGUCUAUAACUACCAUACGUGUGUGUAUAUAUAUAUAUAUAUAUAUAUAUAUAUCGCUGAGAAUGGAUUCCUCUUUGGCCUUCGGACGUGACGAGCAGUGUUUGGCAAUAUCCUUUUAAAAGUCUGUGCCAUUUUUUUGUUUUGCUUUUAAAACCUUGCUAGCAUAAUGGUAACUAGCUAACGUUAGCUUCCUUAAUAUUGUCUAAAUGUUUAGGUUUGCUUGCAUUUUAAUGUAAAUAAACAGUACCGUUUAUGUAGUUAAUACUGUCUUGCAGGUCAAACAUUUGGGUGUGUUACUCUGAAUAUUUCAGAUGUUUAUUGAUUUGAUAACCUAUUUAGCCUAGUUACUAAACUAGUUCGAUUGGAAUGCUAUGUUCAGAAUUGCAUGCCAUUGUUGGUGGAAUGGCAACAGCCUAACGUAACUAACGCUUGCUUUUUGCUUCUGUUUCCAAAACAAUGUAGCUAUCAAUGUAACCAAAUAACCCAUUGCUUGGCCCAUACAAUCUAUGGUCAUGAUGCCUUACUCUUUGAGGCUUGUGCAAAUGUACUAACUUUAGUUAAACAACAUUUUGUUUCUUGAAUAAUACCACAAGCAUUAGAUACAUUUGAAGAAUUUCACAACAGCCUUGAAUAGACAACAGUCUUAAGUAGUUAGUGGGUAAAAUAUUUGUUCACAAAAUCAUAGUCAAUAUUCUGUACACUAGGCCUAUUUAUAGUUUUAUGUUCAAGCAGGGACACAGACUAGUCUGCCCUAGUCUGUGUCCCUGCCCUCUCAUGAUUGCUGCUGGUUCCUUAAUAGUGAUGUUCAAACUGUAAGAGGACAGGAGCUAAGGCUGUCUGGUCAGAAGGAGCCCAGGCUAUUGUCGCUGAUUGAGUGCUCUGGGGAGUUUAUGUUAGGUGUUUUGGCUAACCCUGAUGCUGUUGUGUCCUCUCCCGUACCUCAGUUGUCCAUACCCAUCAACAGUCAUUUUCAGAUAGUGCGACAGGCCGAAGAAGCGCUGUUCAUUGACUUACCAUUAAAAACUUGCAUUAGGAUUCGUGUCAGAGGGGAGAAAGCCCCAGAGCUGGUGCUGGAGUUACAGGACGAUGAGCGCAGCCAGUCUUUCUUCUCCCAGGUGAAGAGAGCCAAGCAACAAGUGGAGUCCAAAAGCACACAAAUCAAAGUGAUGGAUCCCAUCGUACCGGCUCCCAUAAUGUCGUCUCCUCGCAAAGUUUUUGCCCCAGUCCCACCCAUCCCUCCACAAAGAGGGAUCCACAAAGCUGUCAACUCUCAUACCAAGCCCACCGGCGUACCGCCACCGCCACCGCCUCCCAACCUCAACAAUAGCUCUUCAGCUAACCAGACCUGCACAGCUAUGGAUACAACCUGCACAGCAGAUAGACAGGACACAGCUCUCUCCCUGGCCACGGACUUUGGCUUUGAGGACAACUUCAACCACUCCCUCAAAGUGGAGGAGAAGAAGAACCAGCAGAAUCGCAUUGUGCCCCCCCGGGAAGCCCCUCCAGUUCCCCCUCUACCUCCACGUAAAGGCUCGUACACUCCCUCCAAUCCUCUCCCCCCUGUUCCCAUCCCCACCACCAAAGACAGAGCCUCGUCCAUACAGGCUAAAGAUGCUGCCUUCGUUACGCCUGCCAAAACAGAUCUUAGGACUGCAGUGGACCGGCCCACCUCGUGGAACGACAGCCCCACCACCAACAGCAUGCGGAAUGCCAUGUUCUCCACGCAGGCCGGCCAGAGAGAGUACCUCAUUAAACACCGCCUGGGCAAGAAGGAGAAGGAGUAUGUGGACAUCAAGGACUUCAGAUUGUUUACCGGAACGUGGAAUGUGAACGGCCAGUCCCCAGACAGCAGUCUAGAGCCCUGGCUGUGUUGUAACCAAGAACCUCCUGACGUCUACGCUCUGGGUUUCCAGGAGCUCGACCUGAGCACAGAGGCCUUCUUCUAUCUGGACUCGUCGAAGGAGCAGCUGUGGGUGGAGGCUGUGGAGAGAAGUCUUCACCCCAAAGCCAAGUACAAAAGGGUGCGCACCAUCCGACUAGUGGGCAUGAUGCUGGUGGUGUAUGUCAACAAGGUGCACAAGAAUCACAUCAAAGAAGUGGCUGCAGAGCAAGUGGGAACUGGCAUCAUGGGAAAAAUGGGGAACAAGGGAGGCGUGGCGGUGCGCUUUGUGUUCCACAACACCAGCUUCUGCUUUGUCAACUCCCACCUGGCGGCCCACGUGGAGGACUUUGAGAGGAGGAACCAGGACUACAAAGACAUCUGUGCCCGCAUGAGCUUCCACCUGCUAGACCACCCUCCCCUCACCAUCGUCAAACACGAUGUAGUGAUCUGGGUAGGAGAUCUGAACUACCGGUUGUUUGUGUACGAUGCAGCCGAGGUCAAACAGCUCAUCUCCCACAACGAACUAAGGAAGCUGCAGGAGUAUGACCAGCUGAAUAUCCAGAGACAGACCAGGCGAGCCUUCACAGACUUCAUUGAGGGAGAGAUCAAUUUCAUGCCCACAUAUAAGUAUGAUGCCAAGACGGACCGUUGGGACUCUAGUGGUAAGUGUCGUGUCCCGGCGUGGUGCGACCGGAUCCUGUGGAGGGGUAGUGACGUUAAGCAGCUCCACUACAGGAGCCACAUGGAACUGAAGACCAGCGACCACAAGCCCGUCAGCUCCCUCUUCAGCGUAGGGGUGAAGGUGGUGAACGAGGCGCGCCACAAGAAGGUCUUUGAGGAGAUUGUGCGCAUGAUGGACAGGAUGGAGAACGAAUUCCUCCCGUCUCUGUCACUGACCCACAGAGAGUUCACCUUUAAGGACGUCAAGUUCCGCCAGCUUCAGCGGGAACGUUUUGUGAUCUCCAACGACGGGCAGGUCCCCUGUCACUUUGCCUUCAUUCCCAAGCUGAACGACUCGCAGUACUGCAAGAAUUGGCUCCGCGCCGAGCCCAGCGAAGGCUUCCUAGAGCCCAACGAAACUUUAGAGAUCUUCCUGGAUGUGUAUGUGAGCAAGGACUCGGUGACGCUGCUCAACUCAGGAGAGGACGCCAUCGAGGACAUUCUGGUGCUGCAUCUGGACCGAGGCAAGGACUACUUCAUCACCAUCUCAGGCAACUACCUGCCCAGCUGCUUCGGUACCUCACUGGAGACCCUGUGCCGCAUGAAGAAGCCCAUCCGGGAGAUCCCCAUCACCAAGCUCAUCGACCUGGGAGAGGACAGCUACAUGGAAAAGGAGAAGUCCAAGAUGAGCUUCCUUAUGGUGGACAGUGCUGGCACGGAGGACAAGCCUUUAAAAAUCCCCAAGGAGGUGUGGCUGCUGGUGAACCACCUCUUUACCAAGUCCUGCCAACAGGAGGACCUGUUCCAGACACCGGGCCUGCAGGAGGAGCUGCAGAGUAUCAUUGACUGCCUGGACACCAGCAUUCCUGACUCCAUCCCUGGUUGUAACCACUCGGUGGCCGAGGCCCUGUUGAUAUUUCUGGAAGCUCUGCCUGAGCCAGUAGUGUGUUACGAGCUCUACCAGCGUAGCCUGGACUGCUCCCACGACAGCCGCCUCUGCAAACAGUUGAUCUCCCAGCUGCCCCGGGCUCACCGCAACGUGUUCCGCUACCUGAUGGCCUUCCUCAAGGAGCUGCUGAAAUACGCCCACAACAACAACCUCACUGCCAACCUCAUAGCUACCCUCUUUGCCAGCUUGCUCAUUCGGCCCCCGCCCAAAAUGGUGGGCCGACAGACCCCGCAGGACCGACAGAGAGCCGUCAUCUUCAUCCUGGGCUUCCUCACGGGAGGGGACGACGAGUGAGGGGUUAAGAGUCAGGGGUCAGGGCUCAGACAUCCUCCAGGCUGGACCUUUUGGUAACUGUUAUAAGAGUGGAGUUUUGGUGCACACAAGGCGUGUGUGUGGGGGACCAUGGUGUGACACCCCUGACGCCCCCUGGUGUGUUGGAUCCUGUGGUGGGAGAACAAACAGUGUAGUUAUAUGGCACCCUCUCUUUUUAUCACAGGCUCUUAUCAAUGCCCCAGCCCCCAGCCUUUGUAGUUCUGUGCUUCAGUCCCUCACAACCAUCACUAUAGUUUUCACCUCUGCUCAUAGUGUAGCUGCAGGACCAGGAGUUUAGGUGUUGGUAGCUUGGAGUGACAGUGAACUGACUGAUGCCUCUCUGCACUUUUUGCUGUACCAGAAGACCUGUAUGCCCUGUCUAUGGACCCCCCCCCCCCCCC
Salvelinus fontinalis (brook trout) is the source of this 5204-nucleotide messenger RNA. It is a transcript of the gene ocrl, whose product is annotated as OCRL inositol polyphosphate-5-phosphatase. The transcript has 23 exons. Gene Ontology annotation, cellular component: cytoplasm; membrane. Gene Ontology annotation, biological process: signal transduction; phosphatidylinositol dephosphorylation. The coding region runs from base 1891 to 4785 and encodes 964 amino acids. The record is from RefSeq and is a predicted model, not a curated record. Gene Ontology annotation, molecular function: inositol phosphate phosphatase activity; phosphatidylinositol-4,5-bisphosphate 5-phosphatase activity. Lineage: Eukaryota; Metazoa; Chordata; Actinopteri; Salmoniformes; Salmonidae.